Molecule: messenger RNA, 1323 nt
Organism: Cyclocybe aegerita
Lineage: Eukaryota; Fungi; Basidiomycota; Agaricomycetes; Agaricales; Hemipholiotaceae
Source: the annotation of a GenBank genome assembly
AUGCCGUUCAGAAUCAAGGUUCCACCGGCCAAGCAACCGCCACCCACAAAGUUUGUUGAACAGAUGGAGUUCGAACAGCCUGCGAAGCGCAAGCGCAGGCCCCCCAAGCGCUACGACGACUACGAAGAGAUGGCCGCUCCAGAGCCGGAGCGCAAGGUCGCCCGGAGACGACAGAAUACAGUCGUCGUCGAACCGCCAGUUGAGCCUGAACCCGAACCUGAGCCGUUUGGCGCUGAGAUCGAUGUGGUAGGGGAUGGUGUCGAGCAGGAGGAGCGAGAGGUUCCCGAAGACGAGUAUGACCACCGAUCUGAACUUUCGGCGCCGCGGAGCGUUGCCUCGGUGUCUGCCAGCGCGAGUCAACCGAGAGUCAAGGCAAAGAGGAAAGACGGUCCCCCAGUGAAAAAAAAGGCUCGAAGAGUAGUUGUUUCGGAUUCGGAGCAGGAGGACGAGUACGUGGACAACGAGUUGGAAGUCGUGCCCGAACCGCAGGACGACGAUGAUGACUAUUUCUCGCUGGAUGACGAGCGGCCGGCAAAGGGUAAGGGGAAGGCCAAUGCAGCUGCAGCUCGGAAGGGCGUGAAGCGGAAACCGAAGGCCGACCCAGUAGAAAUCGCUCGACCACCUCCAGAAAAGAAGAAGACUUUAGAGUCGGCUGCCCCGGCAAAGAGGCGCCCUAGACCAUCUCUCAAAAUUGACGACACGCUCAUCGACGUCGUCGGAGACGAAGUAGCUACGCCCGAAAUCUCCAGCCCUGCGGCGAAAGAUUCCCCAGUUCCUACCACUGUUCCGAAGAAACUGAAGCUACCGACGAUCAAGAAGAAUAAGCUUCCUGGAUCGACGGGUGUCAACACCCCGAAUUCUGCAACGGUGGCUAAACCCACCAAGCCGCCAUUGGAGCUUGGAGGAAACAAGUUGACUAUUGGUGAAGUUCGCAAGACUCGAAUCGCGAACACUGACCUCGAUCUGUCGAACAAAUCCAUCUACGAGGAGCUAUUCAAAACGGACGGCGGAGCAUCUCGAGCGGGCUCCAAUAGGCGGACGAAGGAAGACGAACGGCGGAAGGAAUUGAACAAGUUGAGGGGUGAAUACAUCGCGAAGAAGGCGCAAGAAAGUGUGCUUUGCUUUGACCUCCAGGCUCAGCACGAGAAGAUCGCACGGUUUGAAGACAGAUUGAGAGCGGAUCGCAGUGCAGCACUCUACCCCAACUUCUUGGCGGCGAAGUGGAGAGAAACUUAUGAGAAAGAGAAAAGGCGUCAGAAGGAAGCUGAAUGGAGUGAGGCUGUUUAUGCCAACGGUACUGUGGAAGAAGGCGAAGUGAAGUAG